AGCGGUCCCCCGCCCCCUCCCUCAGCCUCCUCCUCUCUUGACUGCAGUUGAGAGUCCCCUUCCCCCACCGUCGGGUUUCUCCGCGGCUACUGCGGCGGAUUCAGAGCCGAGUAGCUGAGGAGAAGGAGGAGGAGGCUCCCGUCCCUGCGCGCCAUCCACCACCCUACUGGACACGGACGAGGGAACGAGAGCGUCGCCGCUGUAGUCUCCGGAGAAGACAAGGGCACCGCCGCCUCAGCUGCCGCCACCGCCGCGGUUUUCUCUUAUAGCAGCUCGCCGAUCAGGGCCAUUUAACCCAUGCAAUAGGAAUGAAGACCCUGUCCGUUAUCAGUGACAAGAAAAGCAGGGUGGCAGUAGUGGCCCUGAGGCAACAGGAUUGUGAGGCAGUGCUGUUCCCCUGGCACUGACCGGAAGCAGAGGACGCAGUCUGGAACCGGAAGUGGAGAUCAUCUUUGAAGACCUGUUUCUUGUGACGUACUUCUAGGCUGGUCCUCCUCCUGAAAGCUCUGCAGGCUUCAGAAUAAUUCCACAAGCUGAGACUGGGUGUUGAAAACAUGAGCCUGUAAAGGAUGAUGGCAUAAAUAUGGUGUUCUUAGGCAUUUCCAGGAUCCUCAGUCUUCCACAAUGAACCCUGUUUACAGCCCUGUACAACCUGGGGCUCCUUAUGGCAACCCUAAGAACAUGGCCUAUACUGCUCUCAAUUUGAUUAUUUCCUGCCAUCUAGUUCUCUUAGGUUACCCCACAGCCUACCCGGCAGCUGCCCCUGCUUACAAUCCCAGCCUGUACCCGACCAAUAGCCCCAGUUAUGCUCCAGAGUUUCAGUUCCUGCAUUCAGCUUAUGCUACUCUGCUGAUGAAACAGGCCUGGCCACAGAACUCAUCUUCCUGUGGCACUGAAGGCACCUUCCACCUCCCAGUGGACACCGGGACCGAGAACCGAACUUACCAAGCAUCCUCUGCUGCUUUCAGAUAUACUGCAGGGACGCCAUACAAGGUCCCACCGACCCAGAGUAAUACUGCUCCACCCCCCUACUCCCCAUCACCCAAUCCCUAUCAGACGGCCAUGUAUCCAAUCAGAAGUGCCUACCCCCAGCAGAAUCUGUAUGCCCAGGGAGCCUACUACACACAGCCCGUGUAUGCCGCCCAGCCCCAUGUCAUCCACCACACUACAGUCGUCCAGCCCAACAGCAUUCCCUCUGCCAUCUACCCAGCUCCUGUUGCUGCCCCCAGGACCAACGGUGUGGCCAUGGGCAUGGUGGCAGGAACCACCAUGGCAAUGUCAGCAGGUACCCUGCUGACCACACCUCAGCACACUGCAAUUGGGGCACACCCUGUCUCCAUGCCCACGUACAGGGCCCAAGGAACCCCUGCAUACAGCUAUGUGCCCCCGCAUUGGUAAAGCCUGCAACCUGUCCAAAUCUGGAGUCACAUUGUAUGCAACUAUUCAAGUCUUACACCGGUGCUGGAGCAGUCCCCUAGCAGCACCACCUCUAUUUGCAAGAAGAGACAACAGAAGUGCAAGGGUCACUUUAUGCAUCUUUAAUGAUUUUUAUUUUUAUUUUUGGUUUUUGUAAAAGCUGCUUUUUCUAAUCUAGGAGCCUCCCCCUCGUGCCUCCCUCUUAGCCACUGCCCUUCUCUCUCUCUCUACCCCUCUCCCUGACCAGGCCAGUUCUCUCUGCACUUCUUUCCUUCCCUAAGCAUCCUGUCCCUGCAAUCCCAGUCUAGUAGCAGGCAGAGAGUGAGGUUUAUUGCAAUGGCUCAUCUAAAGGCUGUAUUUCAUUUGGAGAACAUAAUAGAUGUGACUGUCAGGUCUGGGGUAGGAACUUGGAGCUGUUGAGAAGGUCACAUCUCCGUCAGCUUGUCAUUCUGCUGAAGCAAGAUUACUUCAAAUACAAAGAAAUAUCUUCUAAGAACCAUUGCAAAAGACCAAGAACAAGCCCACUUGGUUAUAUAGGAAUGUUAUCAGCAGCUUCAUGUCCCCAGGCCCAGAACCCGGGAAAGCAGAGAAUUUGGGGAAGGGUGAAGGGAGGGGAGGACACUGGGGAAGUAGUGUGGAAAAGGGGCAAGAGGGUGCUCAGCUCUGGUUUGAAAGGUCUCUGGCCAUAUUGCUGGCCUGGACCUUCUGAUUUGCACAGUGAUGUUAGCUGACCUGGCACUUCCUCCAGAGAUGCUAUGACCUCAUACCUGCCAAACAGUUGCAUGGUGGUGGGAUCCCAGCAUCCAGAGGAUUCGGAAAGCCAGGUGCCUGCAUAAUCCCACCUUCAGUCCGAACCUCAUGGACCCACUCGAGGAGCUUUCUCCUCAGAGAGUGGCAUUUCUCUCCCUUGUCCUUCUGCCCUUCCCAGUGCCAGGGUGCACAUGUCUGUCUGUAGGGCUGGCAUGCAGACCAAGCUCUUGGUUUUUACCUUCUGCCAUUUCACGGCCAAAGUGAAGGAACCACAUUCCAGGAGGGAGCUGGCGGUUCUGAAGGUCAGGAUAGUGAAGGAAAACAAUAGCAAUAAUCAUUUCAUACUCAUGGAACUGAAGGAACCUUAGCAUUCAUCAUCUCAUCCAUUCCCCUAUUUGACAGAUGAGGAAACUGCGGCCCAGAGAAGCGGAAGGACUUCUCUGAACCUUAUAGUAGAUUAGCAUUAAAUGCAGCCUUCCUACUUACUCGCAUUUUGCCUACAAAAAUUUAGCAAGGGAUGGAUUGGCUUGGCUUUGUAAAAAUUAAGUCAGCAGUGUCCACAUCUGGUGAGCUCUGGAAUGACCUCUGGGCUUCUUCCUGCUAUUUUCUCUCAUGGACUCUAAAGGUGAGGGAUUGAAGACUAGGCAGAGGCUACACAGGGCAGAAGGCAGGAACAGAAACUGCAUUUGGAAAACCUAUGAAGACAUCUGGGAUGUUUAUCCUGAACCUGACUCCACCUCUAGGAAAAAAAGCAAGCGGGUUGGCUGGAAGGUGCUAUGCACUUAGGAUAGUAGUCCUUUAUCCCAAGAAGAGAAGAAUGGGAACCACCAAAAAAGGAAGACAAGGAUGAGGCCAAGCAGAUACAACCACAUCUGGGAGAAGAGGAACCCCUGAGACAAGGAAGCCCUUCCUAGUCUCAGCCAGGAAAUGGAUUGGCCAGCCACCUUCCUGUGCCCAACUAGCCAAGCCAAUAGCCACACUGGGUGGAAUAGGAGUAUCUUACUGUGUAAAAUUGGAUCACUGGUAACACCUGAGACUCGAACUAUUUUCAUUUUAAAUUCAUGUGAACUUGAACAUCACCUUCUUCCUAUUUCCCGUGUUCCCCUGAAAGAAAAAAAAUGGAAGCCCUUGAUCUGGAAUGAACUCAGAAACAGUCUGACUGUUUCCAGGAAUUCGGAGUCCAUCAGCAUCCAUGGCAGAGAGCCAAAAGUUAGGGCUCCUACCUUCCUGGCCUUCUAGGAGCUUCAGGACCAGGAGAAAACACAGCUAUUCUGGGGUACUGACAAGGUUUUUUUUUUUUUUUAAGACAAAGUUUUCCAUUGUUAGUCUGCUUUUUACAAUGCCUCCUUCUACCCUCAUUGGUUUUGUAGAGGUGGAUGAAGGUUGCUAUAGAUUAUGUCUUAAAUGUUUGAAAAAUGCCAAAAUAAUAAUGGUGGUAAUAAUUAUAGAAUACCUUCGCAUGUGUCAGGUACUUCAUAGAUGUUAAAGCACUUCACGACUGCACUGGCCUUGAGAGCAAGCAGCAGGGUCAGUUAUUCCACCUAUUUGACAAAUGUGAAAACAGAUUCUAGAAGGAAAUGAAAUGGCCAAAAGUGAACUGUAUGCUGGAAUCCUGGCAGGUUUCCUAGACCCAGUGGCCUUCAGAUGACUUGGCAGAAGAAAAAAAAUAUAGAGAGAGACUUAGGAAUGGCCUCUUAACAUUUGUUCUUUACACACCAGUAAGUAAACACUGUGCCCCUCACAGUUCAUGUGGUUUGUCCCUGAGAUGAAGGCAUGAUGCCUGCUGUUUAAUUCAUAGAGAAUCCAAGGCUCAAAAAAGUCACAUGUGUGACUUUCUGAUAAGGAAACCCCUGCUGGCUCUAGUUUCUCCAAGCCUGAUCCACACAUGGGCUCACGUUCUGAAGCAUCUAUGCUCUGUACCUCAUAUUAGACCUUGUCUGUGGAUUCAAGAUCAGAAAGACCCCAAAGUGAAAAUCAAGUGUUGACAUGCUGUAAUAUAGAGAAACCAGACCAAUUAACCUUUCUCAGUAAGAGCACAAGAGCCCCAAUUUAGCUGGCUUUAGUUUGACAGAGAUCAACAAGCCUGGCCAAGCUUGAGGAGGGAGCCAUGGCAAACAGACUGAACCCUAGAACACAGUGUGUGUGUACCGUGGGUUAGGUGAACAUAGCUCUGGCAGGGUCAUAGGCACCUAGCAAGGGUGCCCUAGUUAUCAUUUAAAGAUUCUGGAUGGCCCCAGUGGUCAAGAUAGAUGAGGCCAGAGCUGGAAAGGGCCCCUCAUCACAGGACAAGGCACACUGGCAUCACCACACACACCUUGUUGACACCCCUGCCUUCCCCAGUGCAAAGCUGAAGUAGAGGUGGAUCUGUUCACCAGCCUUCCUUGGUGCCAUUUGAUCAUCUUCAUCGGUCCUGGGCCAGAAAGUUUGGGUCUGAGAACUGGACUACUCCCAGUGAGUGAAAGUCUGCAAGUCUCUUGCCAUGCUUUCAAAACAACAAGUUCUUCCUAUGAGAUAAAAUUCUUUUUCCUUCUUAAUAUUAUAACAGUGACUCUGAAGUGCAUACCCCUCUUCCCUGAGUAUUCAUCAGGGACACACACAUCUAUCUGUCCAGACCUCUUUUUGUACAUAAAGUACUUUGAUACUGAUUGCCAAAACCUCUACUUUAAAGAUACGGGCGGGGGUCAUCAUGCUCUGAAGGGAUGAGAGACUUGCCUGAGGACACAUAGCUCUUAAGUACAAGAGCCAAGACUAAUCAUCUGUUCUUCUGCUGCCUCCUGCUGGGUUUCUUGAGUGUAAGCAUGCUUGAAGAAGGAAAGGACUACUGCUGCCCACAGAGGAAGCAUUUAUGGAGACUUGGGGGAGCUCCCAUCUAUCAGCUGAGCAGAUUUUUGAGAAUUUCUGCUUUAGGCUGAGACUUGUAAUGGGCCCUGGGGGAACCUAGAGGUAGAUUCAGCAGAGAAGUUGCCACAAAAGACCUAACUCAGAACACCAAAUGUGACACUGCCCAGUACUGAAGAUGAUUGAGGACAGAACCAAGUAUCUUUGAGCAAGGAGUCUUGCUUCUGAGAAGCCUGCACAUGUUGGCUCUCUUGACUCCUAUCCAGAUCAAACAAGGGGACAUGGCAUAAGUGUGAACUUCUGAAACACAUUUGACUGGAGUCCUCAUGCUUGCUUCUCCAGUGAGAACCAGAUCCUAGAAAGGCUAACUAGGCUCCAUAUGUCCCAGUGCUUUCUGGCCAUCUAGAUGGUUCCAUGGUUGAGACCUAGAGGUUUCUUUGGAAGGCUUGAUGCUCUGUCCUAAUAGCCUUCAGAAAUGAGUCAUGGGGAGCAUCAAAGUAGGAUAAGUCUCAUGGUCACCAGUUCUAGCAUCCUUAUUGUGCAGACAUGACAGAUCAAACAAGGCAUUCGCUGAACCAAGCUAAGUUGCCUGCAUAUCAAAUAUCUUGCCCCUGCUAUGGGCUCUGCAGUCUUCACAGCAUUCUGGCUGAAUCAAUCAUUAUCCCAUGUGUGACUCAUAUUCAGCGAGCUCUGCCUUUCCAUCUUGUGUUAAUCAUAUCACUGCAGAGUAUGUGGCCUCCAUACUUGUCAAACUUGGGACUCUAGAGAAGGGCAGCCAGGGUCGGAGUGGACAAAGGGGAACAACUCAAUCAAGAAACUUAGCCAGGCUCUUUGGUCAGAUGACAAAAGAGGCUCUUUGGUCAGCCUCUAGACAGAGUUCUGUGAACAUGCCAGGCUGGCAGCAGGCUUGUCUUUUUCCUAUCCCCCUAUUCCCUCUUCUA
Myodes glareolus (Bank vole) is the source of this 5945-nucleotide messenger RNA. The record is from RefSeq and is a predicted model, not a curated record. NCBI's taxonomy places the organism in Eukaryota, Metazoa, Chordata, Mammalia, Rodentia, Cricetidae.